This is a messenger RNA of Parnassius mnemosyne (clouded apollo), 759 nucleotides long. Lineage: Eukaryota; Metazoa; Arthropoda; Insecta; Lepidoptera; Papilionidae. The record is from the annotation of a GenBank genome assembly.
AUGAGAGCCUGUCUGGCUCUUAAAUAUGUUCCUAGGGGAUGGAGGGAAGUGAAAGUCACGUUCAUACCCAAACCAGGUGAGAGCGACUACACAGACCCUAAAUCCUACAGGCAUAUUAGCCUCACAUCCUUUCUCCUAAAGACGAUGGAGAGGAUGUGUGAAAGGGAAUUAAGGGGGUCGGUGCUAAUGAACUUACCACAACACGACAAGCAACACCCCUACAGUUUAGGCAAAUCAACAGAAUCGGCACUUCACCAGGUAAUAACAAAGAUUGAUGAGGCCAUCCAAAACAAAGAAAUAUGUCUAGGUUCCUUCAUUGAUAUAGAAGGUGCUUUUGACAGGAAGAACUUCUCCAGCAUAAAAGGUGCACUCAGUAGACAUAAAGUUGAACCGGCACUGAUUGACUGGAUAGUUAACAUGCUCAGUACACGAAUAAUAAAGAUUGUUGGUGAAUUUCAACCAAUCCAAAUUAAGGAAGGCUACCCGCAGGGUGGGAUUCUCUCACCUCUCCUGUGGAGUAUGGUCAUUAAUGAACUCAUCAGCAAAUUAAAUGCCAAUCACUUCUACACAGUAGGUUAUGCUGAUGACCUGACAAUACUGAGCUCUGGAAAGACAGCAAGCAUAGUGUGCGACUUGACCCAAGCGGCUCUCCGUAUAGUGGGGAGACGGUGCAGGGAAUACGAUUUAACCAUCAAUCCAAAUAAAACGGUUCUGUUCACACAAAAACGAAUGCUGAAUAACUAUCAUCUCCCUAGUUGA